AUGUCAUCCUCAUCGCUCAAGCUCCUUAGUGCCCCUUGGCUGUGCUUGGCAGAGGCUGGAACCGUCCCGCAGACUCCGCAGAAUGGCAUACACAGCGUGGGAGCUGGCACUUCGGAUGAGUUCGAGGUCCUCUGUGGACCGUUGUUGAACUACAAGCGAAUGAGCAACGCAGCCUCUCAGGCUCCAACAUGGCAUGGGAGUAUUCUCAUUGUCACCACACCGGGGCAACAUCAUCCAGAGCUCACCUUGCGAUGUCUCGGCCCCGCUGUAGCUAGCCAGACGAAUGGCUCUGCAUCAGUGACGGGGUCUGGAUCUAUCCCGGGUACAAAGCUAUACGAGGACCCGAGAAAGACGUUCUGGCGCUUCUUAAUUGACGUGCCAUUCCAGAACUUCGAGGCCAAAUGGGAGUAUAGCAUCGCGAGUACUACGCGUUCAUCCGGAGAGCGGAAAGGUGGACCCAACACCUUCGUGGUCCCAUCAAUUGCGCAAUCGAUGCGCAUCCUCUUCCAUUCCUGCAAUGGCUUCAGCGUUGGAACUAACGUUGAUGCUUGGUCAGGUCCCGCGCUUUGGAAUGACGUCCUCCGGAUGCAUCAGCAAAAACCAUUCCACGUUAUGAUUGGUGGCGGCGAUCAAAUAUACAACGAUGGAGUACGAGUAGAUGGCCCUUUGCGUGCCUGGACAGACAUUGGGAACCCGCACAAGCGUCGCGGAUACCCUUUCAAUGAACAGUUGCGUGCCGAAUGCGACGACUAUUACUUCAACAACUAUAUAGGGUGGUACGGCACCAAACCAUUCUCCGACGCAAACGCCCAAAUUCCCCAACUCAAUAUCUGGGACGAUCACGACAUCAUCGAUGGCUUCGGCUCAUAUACUGAUCGCUUCAUGAGAUGUGCAGUCUUCAGGGGCAUCGGUGGUGUAGCACACAAGUAUUAUCUCCUGUUCCAGCACCACAUCCCGCCCCCGAAGAGUACUUUCACGACAGAUGCUCCAAACACAAUGAAAGUAGGACUGGAUGGUACUCCAGAAGAUCCCAUCCAAAUGAAGGAUACUUUCGUGAAGACAGAUGACAAGGAGGACCCUUCCUAUAUCAUUGGUAGCAUGCCUGGGCCGUAUGUUGAAGAGCGAAGCCGGAACCUCUACUGCCAAUUAGGUGCACGAAUCGCUUUCUGUGGUAUUGACGCGCGUACCGAGCGCACCAGACAUCAGAUCAACUACCCAGAGACCUAUAAGCAAAUAUUCGAUCGGCUUAGCGCGGAGUUUGCAGCUAAUAAGGAGAUUAAGCACCUAAUCCUCCUCCUUGGCGUUCCCAUCGCAUAUCCACGUCUCCAGUGGCUGGAGAAUAUCUUCUCCUCUCCUAUCAUUGCGCCGAUCAAAUUCUUGAACAAGCGUUUUGGAUUCGCCGGAGGAGUCUUCAACAAGUUCGAUGGCAACGUGGAUCUACUUGAUGACUUGGACGACCAUUACACGGCACAUCAGCACAAACAUGAGCGAAAAGAGUUGAUUCUCCAACUUCAGGACCUUGCCAAGAAACACUCUGUCCGUAUCACUAUUCUCGGUGGUGAUGUUCAUCUUGCCGCCAUCGGGCGCUUCUACUCUAAUGCAAAGCUUGGAAUCCCAGCCGAACGUGAUUUCCGCUAUAUGCCUAAUGUUAUUAGCUCGGCCAUCACCAACAAGCCACCGCCGCAAGCUGUUGCUAAUUUACUGGCCUCCAGGAACAAGAUCCACCAUCUUGAUCAUGACACCGACGAGACGCUGCUUGAACUCUUUGACCAUGACCCAGGCCACAAACCAGGCGCAGAGGUCAUUAAUGGGAAUGGCAACGGCAACCGCACCGGCACGAAUGGAAAGAUUCCGAAGAAGACAUCCGACAAGAACCAUGCGACCAUGCCUUCGCGCAAUUACGCCAUCAUCGCCGAGUCGCAAGAGGAUCCCGCAACUGUAGCUGCCGCCGUACCAGCUCCCGCGCCUACGACUGCUACCAACGGUGACGCGCCGGCGCCGGUGGAAGGGACACAGGAACUUGUUCACGGAGCUCCAGUGUCCGCUGUGCUUGAUGUGAAGGCCAACGCUCGCAAACCGAUGCAUGCCGGUGAGAAUGGUGCUGGCACAUUCCAUCCUGCGGCCACUGGACUACAACCAACGGGCCUUUGCGGUGCAUAUGGGCUCGACGUCACUAUCAGAGUAGAGAUCACCCCGAAUGAUAAGGAAGGCCAUACGGAAGGCUAUGGAUUCAGUGUUCCUGCGCUUGAUGCAGGAGCUUACCUCGGUCAGGGGACUACUUGGUAA
Molecule: messenger RNA, 2286 nt
Organism: Mytilinidion resinicola
Lineage: Eukaryota; Fungi; Ascomycota; Dothideomycetes; Mytilinidiales; Mytilinidiaceae
Exons: 2
Coding region: 1-2286 (761 amino acids)
Cellular component (GO): membrane
Source: RefSeq, a predicted model, not a curated record